This is a messenger RNA of Coccomyxa subellipsoidea C-169, 690 nucleotides long. Its product is annotated as SET domain-containing protein. The transcript has 6 exons. Gene Ontology annotation, molecular function: protein-lysine N-methyltransferase activity. The record is from RefSeq and is a predicted model, not a curated record. NCBI's taxonomy places the organism in Eukaryota, Viridiplantae, Chlorophyta, Trebouxiophyceae, Coccomyxaceae. The coding region runs from base 1 to 690 and encodes 229 amino acids. Gene Ontology annotation, biological process: peptidyl-lysine monomethylation.
AUGCUCGAUGCUGAUUUUGCUGAGUGGCUGCAAAAAGGAGGCGCAUUGAUCGCUGAUAUCGAGCCAGGAGCUGUGGCUGAAGGCUUCAGGGGUGUUAUAGCGAAAGCUAAUAUUGAGGAAGGCACCCUGCUUGUGGCCGUCCCAGAGCGACUGCUUCUGUCAGCGCACAGUGCGAAGAAGGACAGAGCCUUUGCAGAGGCGCUCUUGGCAACGAACAAACAAUCAAUUGGAUCCUCUCAGGUACUGGCAGCUCACCUGCUGCAUGAGGCUUCUAAAGGGCAGGAAUCCUUCUGGAGACCCUACUUGGCAACCCUUCCCCGUCAGUACACAUGCCUGUCCUACUUCUCGCCAGAGGACAUCCGGGAACUACAGGUGGAGUAUGCGAUGGACAUAGCAAGCUCUGUGGUAGAGGCUCUAAGGUCUGACCACACCUCAGUCAAGCCGCUCCUCAAUGCUCUCGCAACUGUGGCCUCGCGCACCAUGUAUCUGCCGGAUGAUGCAGCUGGCGCGCUGAUGCCCUUUGGGGACCUGCACAACCACCGCUCGCCCCCUGCCGCUGCCACACCAGACCUAGGGAUUCCAGGAGGGGCUCAGGUUCCGGCAGAGGCACAGAAUGAUCAUGGAUCCUCUGGCAGUGGUCAGUUUGAUGUGGGGACACGAGAGUAUCGGCUGUAUGCUCAGACUAGGUGA